UGAAAAUGCGGAAAUUAUUUUCUAAUGUUUAAUAGUAUAUUUUGUAUAUAAUUCAAAAUGGACGUGGUUGGUCUUUUGAACAAUAUUAAUGACAAAUCCGAUAUGUUUGCUGUCACAACAUGGACAUCGGAGUGGACUAACAAUUUUCAAGAGAAUCAGUUGCUGUGGUCAUUUUGCGGGUGUUUGCUGGUGUCUUUACUAGUUGUAUGUUUCUAUUACUACAGAAGAUGGCGCGCAAAAGAAUUAUCAGGAAUAACGGGCGCGGCCGGUGCCGCUGGGGAACCAGCGAAGCGUUUCCGCAAACGUGACAAGAUGCUGUUCUACGGCCGCAGGAUGCUGAGGAAAGUGAAAUCCAUCUCGAACUCUGGUCAGGGCAGAAAGAGGCGGGCAGUCAUGCGGUUUGCCAGAAAACUGCUGCAGUUGAAAAAGGAGUCUGCGCCUGAACAACUUAAGGUGCUGGAGCCCCCAGCAGAAUACCUCGAGGAAGACUUGACCAGUGACGACAGAGUGCCACCUGACGCCUUGUAUAUGCUGCACAGCAUAAGGGUGUUCGGCCACUUCGAGAAACCAGUGUUCCUGAUGCUGUGCAAACAUACAGAGAUACUAAACUUACCCGCGGGCGCUUUCUUAUUUAAAGUCGGCGACACGGACGAGAAUGUGUACGUAGUGCAAACGGGCCGUGUGAAUGUGUACAUCACGAACCAGGAAGGGAGCAGCCUCUCGCUCAAGGUGGUGCGUGCUGGCGAGAGCGUGACGUCACUACUUAGCUUCACCGACGUGCUCACAGGUCACUCUCAACCAUACAAAACUGUGAAUGCAAAAGCACUAGAGGAUUCCCAAGUGAUAAAACUACCGAUGCGUGCCUUCCAAGAGGUCUUCAAGGAGUAUCCUGAUAUAUUCGUACGAGUUAUACAGAUAAUCAUGGUGCGUCUUCAAAGAGUUACAUUCACGGCCUUACACCAGUACCUUGGAUUGAGUGCGGAAUUAGUUAAUCCAGGACGAGAGAAACGUCGCCCUACAACAGUGGUGUCAUCUCCAGGGAAGACUUCGAAAGCUGACGGUAGUACAGCGACGCCUUCGCCUCAUCACGUAGAAAGACCUCCAUCUGAACAUUUGCAUGCGCCUGAAGGUCACCAAGUUUCCUCUCCCAUAAACAUACAAGGACGGCGACAGAGACCCGACAUGGUGCCCGAUAUAACGUCUAACACGCCACAGCAACAACCUGACGUGCAGCCGACUCCACCGUUACAACGCUCGAAAGAAGGCUCAUCGUUCAAGAAACAGAAUACGGAAAAUCUCGAUGAACUGGCAUUAACACAAAUAGCUACAGAGGCAUUCGUCAAAGAACUCGGUUUGGAGAGCGACACCGUAUUAAGAGGUCACGUGCAAGUGAGGGACCUCCCAGCCGGCACCUACAUCAUGAAGGAGGAAAGUCAUAAGGACGUGGCGCUAGUGUAUCUACUCUCCGGUGCGUUGUUGGUAUCGCAGAAGGUCGCUGAGGGCGAAGGCGAAGUGCACAUGUUCACUGCAUAUCCAGGUGAAGUGGAAGGCGGGCUUGCGGUACUUACUGGCGAGCCGAGUUUCUUCUCAAUACGAGCGAAGCACUUUUCACGCAUCGGCCUUCUGUCCAAGACCACAGUGUAUAGCAUAAUGCGAGAAAGGCCGUCUGUGGUGCUGCAUAUUGCAAAUACUGUUGUGAGGAGGUUGUCGCCGUUCGUGCGACAAGUGGAUUUUGCUUUGGACUGGGUGUUCCUGGAGUCAGGUCGCGCGGUAUACCGUCAGGAUGAAGAGUCAGGUUCCACAUUCAUCGUGCUAAGUGGACGGUUACGUUCGGUGAUCACACAUCCCAAUGGCAAGAAGGAACUCGUUGGAGAAUACGGGAAGGGGGAUCUGGUGGGCAUUGUGGAAAUGGUAACCCAGACCCGGCGGAGUACCACAGUGAUGGCAGUUCGCGACUCGGAACUAGCCAAGCUGCCUGAAGGUCUCUUUAACGCGAUCAAACUACGCUUUCCAGUUGUUGUGACCAGAUUGAUAAACUUACUCGGUCAUAGGAUUUUGGGUUCAUGGCAGAAGCCGACAGCGGGUCUAGGGGGACCGGCAGCGAUCGAAUCCCGUCCAUCGCAACACAACUUCUCAACGGUGGCCGUGGUGCCUGUCAGCGACGAUGUCCCACUCACCUCCUUCACUUAUGAACUGUACCAUUCGCUAUGCGCUAUUGGGCCAACUGUUCGUCUCACAUCUGAUGUUAUUAGAAAGCUACUUGGUCUUACUAUUAUGGACCCUAACAACGAGUACCGUCUGAGCUCAUGGCUCGCUCAGCAGGAGGACAAGCAUAAGGUGGCGUUGUACCAAUGUGACCCGAGUCUAACACAAUGGACCCAGCGGUGCAUACGGCAGGCCGACUGCAUUUUGAUCGUAGCGCUUGGUGACAAACAGCCCAGUAUUGGCAAGAUCGAAAAAGAAAUCGAGCGUCUCGCGAUCCGUACGCAGAAGGAGCUGGUGCUGCUCCACCGCGAGGGAGGCGCCAACCCGGCCGGCACCGUGCACUGGCUCAACAUGCGCUCGUGGGUCAGCCAGCACCACCACGUGCGGUGCCCGCACCGCAUGUUCACCAGGAAGAGCCAGUACAGAAUUAGCGAGCUGUACACGAAAGUGCUGAUGUCGGAGGCGAACGUGCACUCGGACUUCUCCCGGCUAGCCCGCUGGCUCACCGGCACCUCCGUGGGGCUCGUGCUGGGCGGCGGCGGGGCGCGGGGGGCCGCGCACGUGGGCAUGAUACGAGCCAUACAGGAGGCAGGAAUCCCUAUAGACAUGGUCGGCGGUGUGAGUAUCGGCGCGUUCAUGGGAGCAUUAUGGUGUAUGGAGCGGAACAUCACUACGGUGACACAGAAGGCCAGGGAGUGGUCGCAGAAAAUGACACAAUGGGGCAAACAGCUCCUAGACCUGACGUACCCGGCCACAUCCAUGUUCUCCGGGCGACAGUUCAACACUACCAUCCACACCACCUUCGGAGACGUCCACAUUGAGGAUCUAUGGCUUCCGUACUUCACGGUCACCACCGACAUCAGCUCCAGCUGCAUGAGGAUACACAGGCAUGGUUCGCUAUGGCGUUACAUACGCGCCUCGAUGUCACUGAGCGGUUACAUGCCGCCGCUGUGCGACCCCGUAGACGGCCACCUCCUAUUGGACGGCGGUUACGUCAACAACCUGCCAGCGGACGUGAUGAGGUCGCUCGGUGCUAAACACAUUUUAGCAAUAGACGUGGGAUCUCAAGAUGAUGUAGAUCUUACUAACUAUGGCGACGAUUUGUCUGGUUGGUGGCUCCUUUGGAAAAGAUGGAACCCAUUCACAACUCCCGUCAAGGUGCCUAAUUUACCUGAUAUACAAAGUCGACUCGCCUAUGUAUCUUGUAACAGGCAAUUAGAGGAAGUAAAAAAGUCAGACUACUGCGAGUACAUCCGUCCGCCGAUCGACGCGUACAAGACGCUGCAGUUCGGGUCGUUCGACGAGAUCCGCGAGGUCGGGUACCGGCACGGGGCCGCCUACUUCGAGGGGCAGCGGCGCGGCGGCGGCGGCGGCGUCAGCGGCGCCAGCAGCGCCACGCACCACGCCCUGCAGGGGCGCCGCCGACCCGACGCGCAGCCCUCGCUCACAGAUUACACUUUUACCGACCUCGCACAAAUGGUGUGUUCGGUGCGGACUGGUCGGGAUGUGGAUGAUUCCUCGUCCUCGUCAGACUACGAGGAGGACCCGAGACACUUCGAAGGGUACGCCUCGGAGCCCAGCGCUGGAAUACUGGAGGAGGGUCUACGCACUCGUCGAGUAGGCGGUUCGCUAUCUCUGUCUGAGGACGAGAUAGACUCAGAGACGGAGCUAUACGACCCGCUGAACAAACGUGGCGGAGGCAGGUGAGACGCAACGUUGCACGACCUGUGCAAGGCUUUGUAUGAAUACGUGCUCAACGAGCGAGACAGCAGCAGUGAGUGACACGUUUGCACGAUAUCAUUCGUUGACAUAGACAGAUAUUUUAAUUUUAGACAUCACGUGGUAAUCUGUCGUGAGCUCUUAGACUAUGAAAGCGUUUGGAAUGUAAUUGUGGAUAGUUGUUUAUGAAGUAAUCUCUUAUAAUAAUUCUAGAAUGAUCGACUAAAGUGCAUUAUCAAGGAUUGUAUACAUUUUAACUGUGAACGUAUUAACGAAUUUGAGUCUGAUAACUUCCAUAUAUUUGCAAUUAUAUUAAAAUGAUUAAUUAAAACACCAGUUUUAUAAUAUUUGAUGGGAAUUUUAAGAUUUGACUAAAUAUAGAGACUUAUCCAUAGCGCACUCCUUUCUUAUUAAUGAAAGAGAAUUUUGUCUUGAUAUAUGUAGUUGAUACAGUAAUCUUUUUUAUAUAGUGAUGUUAUGAUUUUAUUUUGUUUUUAAAACAACGUGAAGAACUAUUGCAAGUAGAUUUAUUAAUAAAUCCAUGUAUUAAUGUAUUAGUGUCAUUUGACGGAUCCGUCAGACAGGACGACUGUUUUUCAGAUGUUCCAUAAGUUCUUCCGCAGAUUUGUAAUGCCUUCUGCACUCGCCCUCAUUAUCGUCCGGUGAAACUAAUGACCAGCUACG
Messenger RNA from Achroia grisella, 4608 nucleotides. RefSeq names its product neuropathy target esterase sws (gene sws). Gene Ontology annotation, cellular component: endoplasmic reticulum. The transcript has 28 exons. The record is from RefSeq and is a predicted model, not a curated record. Gene Ontology annotation, biological process: phosphatidylcholine metabolic process. Gene Ontology annotation, molecular function: phosphatidylcholine lysophospholipase A1 activity. Bases 58 to 3912 code for a protein of 1284 amino acids. NCBI's taxonomy places the organism in Eukaryota, Metazoa, Arthropoda, Insecta, Lepidoptera, Pyralidae.